Molecule: messenger RNA, 965 nt
Organism: Camellia sinensis
Lineage: Eukaryota; Viridiplantae; Streptophyta; Magnoliopsida; Ericales; Theaceae
Source: RefSeq, a predicted model, not a curated record
UCAGAUCCCCCAACUGCCUACUUAUCUUCAUUCUGUCAUGUGUCUAGCCUGUCCCCUGUGACUCCUCACCUACCUCUUCUCCGAUGCCAAAGUCGCCUGAAAAUCUCCAUGGCCGAUGAAAUUUCAGUCUUCCGAAAGGCUUUGAUAGAGCCUUCGGUCAAACGACCACCGAAAUAUCAUCGAACUGAACAUGAAUCGUCGCAGGCAAUCACCAGAGCCUGGUGCUCCACUUCCACUUCCAUUUCCACCUUCUAAUUGGUCAACCAGAAGAAAAGAAAGGUCACACACAAUCCGUAGAUUCACUGGCUGGUGGAAUGCACAAUUAUUUCUCUUCGAGAAAAGAGUUGAUCCAGAGGACAUUCUAUGCAGCAGGCUCGCCAUCCCUUGGACAAUUGCAGGACAGCACUUCCUUUCCCAUAGACGGCCCCAUAAAACAACGAUUCUAAUUUCUAACAGUCAAAACAAAGAUUGGCAGAUGACAAUGGCAAUCAAUCCACAGAACAGAAUAGUAACUACUUGAUUCAACAGGGGUGGCAGGAGUUUGCAGCUGCCCACAAUUUGGAAGCCCUGGAUGUGGUUCACUUCUACGGAGCUAAGUAUCCUUGGGAGGUUUACCACUAUGUUGUCAAAUGUGUAAAAGCAAAGAAGACUAAGAGUGACGUGAAUCAAUCGGGUAAGCAAAAACACGAUGACAAUGAGGAUGAUGACAGCAAGAAACAUGGUGGUCAUGGUGGAAAUCAAGGACAAGCACCAGUGCAAGCCUGAGAUAUGUGUGAGUGUAGUGCGAGGGGUGAUCAAAGAAUAGGCCUGAGAUUAAUCAACAGCUCUUUUGUAAAUUCAUGAUAUAUAGGAAGAAAUAAAAAUAUGUUUAGUCGAAUGUAAGAUUUUCUUACAUAAAUUUAUCUGUAAGCAGAGAUAUGUUCAUGAUGGCACAGAUCCAUAGGAUGAUAUAAUAGAUUAUAAUU